UAUCUUCGUCCACCAUCCAAUCCAUGGAGCUCCUGCACACUCUUCCUUCCCUCUCUCAUCUCGGCAAAUAACGGCGGCGGCGGCGGCGGCGGCAGCAGGAGGGGAGGAGGUACAGGAGUAGGGCAAGAAGAAGGAAUUGAUGGGUUGUAAUCCAACUCCUCUCUCCCUCUCUCUCGACUCCGCCCUGCGACCUUUCCUUGCAUCCCGCUCUCCUUCUGUUAUCCAAUCCCGUCACAAGCCCCACGCUUUGCGCUUCCUCAAGCUCGUCCGCCGCGCCUCCUCUCCCUCGCCGUUCCUCUCCAACGGCCCCGCCCCCGGUACCUUCCUCGACCCCGAGGCUCUCCAUAGCCUCGACGCCCUUCGCCUUUUUCGCCGUGGCAUCGAACUCGACCUCACUGGCGACGGAGGCGGUGGAUUCCUCGAGAUCCGGCCGAUGGAGGCCGGCGAGCUCGAGGCCACGGCGCAGCUGCUAGCCGAGUCCUUCGCCGAGUCCAUGUUCGUUCCCCUCCGAUACGUUUACGUCCUCACCUUUCUCGUGAAGCAGUACAUCGAGGAGCGGGUGGCCCUGGAGCCGCACGUGGCAGUGCUCCUCGGGUUUUACAGGGAGGCGGGGGCCGAGGGCGAGCCACAACUGGCGGCCACCGCGGAAAUCUCAUUCGAUGCCCGCGGAGCCAAUGCCGCCCCACCGACGCCGGUGCCCCCAAGAGAAUGCCCUUACAUCUGCAACAUGGCUGUCAAAAAGACGCUUAGAAGGAGAAGAAUCGGAUGGCAUCUUCUGAAGGCAUGUGAAGAGCUUAUAACUCAAAUGAAGGCUCAAAGAAGAGUAUACCUUCAUUGCAGAGUGAUUGAUAAAAUCCCUUUCCAAAUGUACCAAAAAGCUGGGUAUAAUGUCAUCAAAACCGAUAGCUUUCUAUCUUGGUUCACACUCCAAAGACGCAAGCACUUAAUGUGUAAAGAGUUGCCCCCUUGUACAGAUGUUAUUGGAUCUCCAUGAUUGUGAUGCUUUCAUUCAAUUCCAGUCAUCACAUGUAAUAUGUUCAAGUGGAAGAAUAAUCUACUAAGAGAUUGAUUUUAAAUAAGUUCAAUAUUCAAAUAAGAUAAAUACAUUGAUUAUGUCAAUAGGAUAAUCCUUUCAUGAGUAUAGAUAGAACUUUGAAUA
This is a messenger RNA of Zingiber officinale, 1159 nucleotides long. RefSeq lists its product as uncharacterized. Gene Ontology annotation, molecular function: acyltransferase activity, transferring groups other than amino-acyl groups. The transcript has 2 exons. The record is from RefSeq and is a predicted model, not a curated record. Bases 140 to 994 code for a protein of 284 amino acids. Lineage: Eukaryota; Viridiplantae; Streptophyta; Magnoliopsida; Zingiberales; Zingiberaceae.